Messenger RNA from Phytophthora sojae, 2031 nucleotides. RefSeq lists its product as hypothetical. The coding region runs from base 1 to 2031 and encodes 676 amino acids. The transcript has 3 exons. The record is from RefSeq and is a predicted model, not a curated record. Lineage: Eukaryota; Oomycota; Peronosporomycetes; Peronosporales; Peronosporaceae.
AUGGGGACGCCUGAGCCGAAGGAUUUCGUUUACGAAGAGAAGUUCCCCGUCAAGGCUCCGAAAGGAGCCGUCCGGGACUCGGUCCAAAAACCGAGUUCCAUUGGACCUGCUGCUAAGCGGGACCCCGGCGUCGCUGAAAAGCGAGGUCGAAACCUGGAGCGCGAGCAUCUGAAGGGGGUCAUCCGCGACCCCGCUGCCCGAAGCGAUGCUCUAGACGCUGCGAUGGACUACAUGGAAGUCGAAGAUGCGAAGAAGAAAGCCGAGAAGAAAACGAAGAUAUUGGAGAUCUCGGCGCUAGCGGUCCAUGGCCCCAGCAACGACACUCACGAUGAAGACAAACGAUUUCGUGAAGCCGAAGUCAACUACAUCCGUCAAGAGCUUGCGUUCCUGCUCCAGAGAGAUCCGCUCCUGCCGGACUCCACCGAUGUACGCGAGUACGAUCUGGAAACCACCGUCCUUACGCUCGCGUGGGUGUACGCAGUGUUGCAGAAGCUCGUCCCGAGUGCAGAUGACUCAUCCGCGCCGUUGCUGACCGGAGACCUCACACCUCCUCGGUUGGACGAUUCGCGGAUCUCCUUCAAGUUUGAAGAUGACGGUGACGCUCUCAUGAGGAGCACUACCUCAACCAAGAAGCCUCCACCGGCCCCACGACGCGGGAAGUCUGCGCAAGUGUCAAAUAUUGCGCAGACUCGCCCAGCGAGAGGACCACGUGGGAGGAUCCAGGAGGCUCAAGAGGUUGCAACAGAGCCCGAUCGCCCCGGCGGUGUGGCUGAAGACCUUCUUUACCAGUUUGCGAACGAGCGAGACGAGCCUGAAGACGUUGAGAUGCAACAAGUCACUGCGUCUCCCGCUCGGCCACGUAUCGGGUACCGAUCCCAGACACAACCGGAAUACCAAGGAGAUCUCCAUGACCUAUCCGAUGACCUCGGCUAUGAUGGAGGUGGCGGAACCGGAGGUCGUGUCGCAGCUGUGUCCACGGCGACUAGGUUGCGAGCAUCAGCUGUGUCCGAACUGAAGGACUUCAGCGGCAAGGAACAUGACGAAGAAGCCGCCCGAGCCUGGUUCAACGAGGUUAGAACGGCUUCCCGACGGGAUCAGAUGCAGCCAGACGAGAUGUGCUUGACAUUUGCCGAUUUGAUGAUAGGCCCUGCGCGCAAUUGGUAUUACCAGCUGAGCCGCACCGCUCGCGCGUCGUGGACUGACCUGGGUGAACAGUUCCAGAUCCCCUUUUGCGGUAAAGGGAUCUCCCUCGCGCGCAAGUACUACCACAUGCGGCGCGGGAGUCAGGAAGACCCACCAGAUUGUUUAUACCGGCUGAAUCUGGCCGGGAUACGUGCAAACUUGAAGAUCCAUGAUGGCACCAAGGAACAACGACGUGAACACGUCGACCACUACAUCGAUACAGUCCAAGAUGACGAUCUCGCCGGAUCUCUGGUAGUGUUGAGGCUGACUGACUCAGAAGCUCUCGAAGGCGUCCUGUUGGCCAUGCGACGCCGCCACCAACGUCGCAAGAUUGAGACACAAGGUUCGAAAUACCGCCAAAAGGCUCCCGCCCCUGCAGCCUCCUCGAAGGCGGUGCGGGUUGUGACUACCGGUCGCGGACGCCGCGGAGAUCACGGAGAUCUCAACGAGUUCGAGGGCGAAUCAAGCAGUUCCGAUAGCGAAUCUGAAGACGAAAGAGCGCACGUAUUUUUGGCAGCUAGGACGCCUACACCAGGAGAUGGUGAACAGCCAGGGGCGCGCCAAGACCGCGAAGACCAACUGGGGCGUCCGAAGUACGGCACUCGAUGCUCACACUGCGAAUCUCGCAAGCAUACGGAUCUCGGGUGCUGGACGAGGCUCACGUGCCAGAAGUGUGGACGCAUGGGCCAUCCUACCGACAAGUGCUUCUACGUCUGCAAGUGCUGUGGAGACGUUCACGAAGCAGGUCAGUGUAAAAUCGGCGACUUCUUCGAUGCUGUUCGCCAAUGGUACAACCCGACUCGCCAUGCCGGACUGCUGCCCGAGAGCGUCGAGAAGGCGUUAAACUAG